Malania oleifera is the source of this 1341-nucleotide messenger RNA. Its product is annotated as LIM domain-containing protein WLIM2b-like. Gene Ontology annotation, cellular component: plasma membrane; actin cytoskeleton. Lineage: Eukaryota; Viridiplantae; Streptophyta; Magnoliopsida; Santalales; Ximeniaceae. The record is from RefSeq and is a predicted model, not a curated record. Gene Ontology annotation, molecular function: actin filament binding. Gene Ontology annotation, biological process: actin filament bundle assembly. The transcript is spliced from 7 exons. Bases 507 to 1076 code for a protein of 189 amino acids.
CAGAAAACAGAAUGGAGCCGACCAUUUUCCAGCCAAAGAUAAUUUUUGUGUCUUUCAGUCUCCUCUCUCUCUCAUUCAUUUUCAUCAUCCACUUCGCUGCGUCCGCUCCUUCCUUCCUCUUCCCACCUUUUUUCCUCCAUAAAGCUCCAUUCAGCUCCUCUUCUCCCUCCUCGAGGCCUCUUCCUCUGCUCACGAUUUCCAGUGUUUAAUCUUUGUUCAAUUUAUUGAGACAUUUGUCUCCCACCGAGGAGCUCCUAGAUCGACGAUCUUUGUGUUUUCAGCGGAUCUGUUGUUUUGGAUUUGAUCGGGGAUCGAGUUCUUGGCUUAGCUGCUCAUGUUCCGACAGCUUUCGGAUCGGUAUUCGUUUGGUUGCUGGGAGAAGGAAAAAAGAAAGGAAAAGAAAAGAAAAAAUGCGUUCAUGAAUCUUGUAGCAAACCAAGACAGAUUUCUCAAAAAGAGAAUCCAGAAGGAGAUAGAGAACCGUCAGAUCUAGGGCUUGAUUAGCAAUGUCUUUCAUUGGCACACAACAGAAGUGCAAGGCCUGUACUAAGACAGUGUAUCCCGUGGAAUUGUUAUCUGCCGAUGGAGUGUCUUAUCACAAAUCAUGCUUCAGGUGCAGUCACUGCAAAGGAACGCUCAAGCUAAGCAAUUAUUCCUCAAUGGAAGGUGUUCUGUAUUGUAAGCCUCACUUUGAGCAGCUAUUCAGGGAGACCGGUAGUUUCAACAAGAACUUUCUAUCACCUGCAAAGUCAGCUGAGAAGUUGAGUCCACAACUGACAAGGUCACCUAGCAAAGCUGCUAGCAUGUUUUCUGGGACGCAAGAAAAAUGUGCUACUUGUGGGAAAACAGCUUAUCCGCUGGAGAAGGUAACAGUUGAGAGCCAAGCCUAUCACAAGUCAUGUUUCAAGUGCUCUCAUGGUGGCUGCCCUAUAACCCCAUCAAACUAUGCAGCUCUGGAGGGCACUUUGUAUUGCAAGCACCAUUUCUCACAGCUUUUCAAAGAGAAAGGAAGCUACAACCAUCUUAUCAAGUCAGCAUCAAUGAAGCGGGCAGCGGCCUCAGUUCCUGACGUCUGAAAUGCUAUGUAUCUUUGUUUAUCAUUUAAUUAUAUGGCUUUGUUUCUACUUGAGUGUGUUUCCUUCUAUUGUCAUUGGGCUCCAUGUCGUCCAUAUUGCUAAAUGGGCAGAACUUGGUCCCUUGCUUUGUUUUUCCCCUUUUUUCACUAAUUCAUGUUCUCAUAUUAUUGUGUUUGAUACAUGGAAUGCUACUGCCCAUAGUUGUAAAAUGGCUGUGAGCAGUUCAGGACAUUAUUUGCAAAGUAACUGUUAUUAGCUUCUUUUU